CUUCUGAAGACUUACCACAGGAAAUAUGUCUCAACCAAAUGAAGUCUUGAAGCAGGAAGCAGAAACAGCUCUGAUACAAGACUAUGUCUUUUUCUCGGUACUGAGCCUUGUGUCCUAUGAAUACGUCAUAACGCUGGACCGAGAAAUUGCGGCAGUGUGGAGAAGGAAGUUCACGGUCACCUCACUACUGUUACUGGCCGUCCGGUGGCUCAUGGUCCUGGGCCUGAUUCUGCAGGUCGCACAGCCCGGUGAUAGUCAAGCCUGGUGUACACCGGGUCACAUAUUGAACGUGCUUAUAUACUUGGCAGUUACAGUCCUAAUUUCUGUAUUCUCUGCCUUGCGUGUGUACGCGCUCUGGCAAGGCUCGAGGAUGAAAUAUGCUUUCCCCGCGAUUGUACUGGCACUUGGGAUGAUACCAGUUGGAACAAAUAUCUUCAACUGGGCACGCAGCUCAAUCACUUUCGUGGAGACUCCGCAGGUCACUGGAUGCUUCGAUUCCACCAACAUACCGCCAAAGCUAAGCAUGGAGUUGCUCUUCCUUACAAGAUGCAGUCUAAUCGCCUCCGACAUCCUUGUCCUGAUACUGACAUGGGUCAAGUCCCUCGCGCAAUGGCGCGCCAUGCGGCGACUCAAGCUUGGUUCUUCUGUUUCAACUGUGCUACUCAGAGACGGAUCCCUCUAUUUUCUUGCGCUUCUAGGCGUAAGCAUCCUACAACUACUGACAUACUCAAGUCGUCUCGAGGAUACAGGCACCUAUGCGAUCGUCUUUAUCCAGUCUCUGCCCCCCUUGCUAGUGCAGCGUUUCAUCCUCAACCUCCGCCAGCUAGGCCCCGCCACUGAGGCUAGUGAACCCGGCUUCGGCGCGCAGCACGUUUCCCGCUUGUCUCUGAGGUUCGGGGUGCCAUCCGAUUUCCUCGGGAAUAUUGGGGAAUCUCUGGACCAUGGCCAGUCGGAGCACAUUGAGGAGCACUAUGGCGACGACGAUCGCUGUGUGGCGGAUGAUCAACGGGACAGACUUGAAGAGGGACUCGCGCAACAUUCAGGCCCGCUGAUUGUACAUCUCGAGGAACCGACGGAAGCCGACAUCGCCUCAGUUUUGCGAUCUACCGAACGCGCGAACAAAGAAGACGACGUCUGUUUGACCGCUUUCCCGCGCGAAGCGGUCCUUGGGCCUUACUUGGCUGCAGACUAGCAGGUUGUGAACUGGAUGUAUAGUCAUACCAUGAAUAUAUGACCUC
Phanerochaete carnosa HHB-10118-sp is the source of this 1238-nucleotide messenger RNA. RefSeq lists its product as uncharacterized. The record is from RefSeq and is a predicted model, not a curated record. The transcript has 12 exons. Lineage: Eukaryota; Fungi; Basidiomycota; Agaricomycetes; Polyporales; Phanerochaetaceae. The coding region runs from base 26 to 1192 and encodes 388 amino acids.